AUGCUGGAAGGCAUUUCUACUCUGGCAGAAAUCCCGUACGACUUCCCGGAAGACUUCCCAAUAUCAUGUCUCAAUGCGACCAUUCCCGUCGGAGUCUCCUGCAACUGGACCAAAUUCUUCGGGGUGUUCAACUGGAUGUCAGAGACGAACCAGUCAAAUCAUGUCGACACCACCGUCAUUUCAAAGAAAUUUGAUAAUGAAACAGUGUCAAUUGCAAUCGACUAUAUUGCUCAACUAGGCUUUACUACCUACGAGCUGGAUCCUUGGCCUGAAACAAAUCCGUUGUCCCUGGUACAUGUACCAGAUCUUACACGCGACAUUUCCUACUUGAACUUCCCAACGCCUCCAUCGUGGACAUUCGCCGCAUGGGGAGUAGAUUGGACGAAUGGUCACGUACCACACAACAGAUCGAUCGCAAUGCUAUGGCAUUCAAUAAUGGACAAUGCCCGACCAGAAGCUGAAGACUAUCUGCACGGCUACAACGAGAAGACAUUUGGGAACACUGCCCGCGCAAUGCUGCUCACGCCUGUGUACCAAACCCUGUCACUAGCAGAAUGGACUACUAAUUCUACCAUGCGCUACAAUGACUCCUCUGAGAUCAUGCUUGAAGCACGCAUCUAUGUCUGGGCGUAUGGGUUUGACUCAAAGACAGCAAGACUCGGUGGCGCUGUUGCGAUAGCGGGCUGCAUAGUUGCAUGCGUUCAAUUCGUGGCUGGUUUGUCUCAGCGCAGAAGGCGGCGGACUUUGGCCCAGGUUCUGCGCGCGGCGCUGGCGUAUCAGUCACAUGGGAACAUGCAAGAGAGGUCGCCCUUUCGUGUCACAGAUGCCGAAGGGGAAGUAGGUGGUCUUCAGUUUGCACUUCGGCCUGCGAGGUGA
Molecule: messenger RNA, 876 nt
Organism: Cercospora beticola
Lineage: Eukaryota; Fungi; Ascomycota; Dothideomycetes; Mycosphaerellales; Mycosphaerellaceae
Source: RefSeq, a predicted model, not a curated record